GAGCAGUUGCGACGACGCGAUCGGCCCUUGCCACCCUCAGAAACUCCCGCGGCGGGGAGGCGGGGCGGGAGCCUCAGCGGGCAGAGGUCCCGGGGUGUGAGACGCGGGUGUUUGGACUUGCAGGCCGUGAAAUUUGCCGUUGCAGAAAGAGAACCACAGAUACUCAGAGUGGCCCAGGGUCAACUUUCCAAUCUAAUAACAGGACGGGCCAACAUCCGAGGAAUAAAAAUGGUCCCCUCUGACUCCUUUCUUCCAAGACAGGCCUAAGGAGGAUGAACCUGGUGUGGGCAGAAUCCAAAUGACCCGGACAGGCUGUGAAGGAGCUGCCAGUGGCCCCCAAGGCCUCGAGGAUGGCACCAAAAACCAAGAAAGGACUAAAAGGCUCCAUCGAUGACGUCCUGGGUGACCUCCUGGGGGAUGAUAACACACUUCCUGAGAAGCCUGGGAAACUUGCUUCACGUGCCAAAGACACCACCGGGGCAGCGCCGGUGCACCCUCUCUCCGGGGCCAGAACAAAGUCCCUCCUGAAAGACGAUGCCUUCAGCAGCCUGGCAGGCCUGGCAGGCGCUGAUGCCGAGGUCUCAGAUGUCUCCGAAGCAGACCCGCAGGUUUUGCUCCAGGCCAUGAAGGAUCUGGAUGACAUGGAUGCUGAUCUCUUAGGUCUGCAGAAAUCUGCUCCAGGCUCAAGCAAAAGAGCCGCAAAGGGUUCUGGGAAAGAAGAACUGCCGAGUGGUCCCAAACCUGCUGGUGUGUCAGUGAGAAACACCUCCUCAGGGGACGCCAUUCCCACCAAGAAGUCACCUCCCUUCGGGCACCAGUACAGGAAGUUUUCUUUUGAAGACCUGGAGGACCCGUUGGCAGGACUGCUCUCGGACGGGGAGGAGGAAGAUGUCGCCAGGAAGAUGUCUGCUCCACCAGGGGCAGAGCGUCCACCGGCAUCGGCGAAGAGCCUGCCCCCUGUCAGGGAGCAAGGGCCCUCCAUUCCUCUGACCCCGGGAGACACACCCAUCCGGAAGAAAGAAUCGCUGUUUGACGAUGGGGAUGACUUCAUGGCCACGCUGGGGUUCGGAGACAGCCCCGAAGCAGAGCGGCAGCGGGCGGGAGACCAGGAAGGGACGCGCCCCGCGCGCUCCAAGCUGGAUGAGCUGCUGGGUCGAGGCACUGCCCCGAAACUCCUGGCCCGCCCCGGCACCGGGGAGCACAGGGAGUUCAAGCUGGACAGAAAGUACCAGAGGCCACAGGACAAAGACGAUACCUGGGCCGAUGAGGACUUCACCUUUGGGGCCUAUCAGCCUACCAUGGGCUCCACUGAAGGGCGGCAGUCCCGCCGGCAGUCAGUCAGUAGGUUCUUAGCAGAAGGUGGUGCAGAUCCGAAGGGAGAAGCAGGCUGCAAACAGAGCACCCCAGCAACAUCCAGCCCCCCACACCCCAGGAAGGGAGGCGCUGACUGGUUGGGCCUCAAGGAUGACGAUUCGGACCUGCUCCCUCCCCUUCCCACCAAAGAAGCUGAAAGGGGAGGCUCAGUGCUCCCCACACCCCCUGUACUCCCUCCUGGAAGCCAGAAAUUGCCAUUGGUCCCCAGCAGGCUGCCCCCCUCCUCAGGGACUAAACCACCCACCAAGGGUACGGGGUCCCCUGCCAAAGCCGGCCAGGCGUCCAGGCCAGGAGCACCUGAGGAGGAGGCGGAGGAUUGGCUAAGCCAUGCCUUGGCGCAGAAGAAGUCCCAAGGUCUGGCCAGAGAGCAGCACCUGACCUCAGUGGCGGCAGCGGGCCAUCCGCCUUCCAGCAGCCAGCCCGGGGCCAGCACGCCGGGGCUCGAGCAAGCCGCCGCCGCCGCGGCCGGGGGGACGCCAGAAACAGCAGCACAAAAGCCACCUGCCAGGCCUGCCCCCUCGGGGCAUGUCCACAGUGGAGGGUCCCUCGAGCCGUGGAAGCAGGAUGCCCCGGCCCCCCGUGCAGGUGACCCGGAGAGGGGAGCAGCCCCUGGAAACCUCCCCAGCACUGAGCCUACCAUCUGUCUCCCGAGCGCCCAGGAGCCCCCGGGGCCUUCUGUGCCCGUCCAGCGCCUGUUCCCAGAGUCCCUGGCCUGGAGCCUGCUGCCCGGCGCAGGAUACCAGAAGCAGCUCCUGGCUGCUCAGGCGCAGCUCCAGAGUGGCACGGCCGAGCUCCAGAUGCAGCUUCUGCAGAGUGAGGCCCGGCAGGCUGAGCUGGAGGCCCAGGUGAGGAAGCUGGAGCUGGAACGGGCCCAGCACCAGCUGCUGCUGGAGAGUUUGCAGCAGCGACACCAGGCAGACCUGGAGCUCAUUGAGAAGGCCCACAGAAGCCGUGUCAAGGUGCUGGAAACAUCUUACCAGCAGCGGGAGGAGCGGCUGCAGAGAGAGAAUGAGGAGCUGUCGGCGCGGUAUCUGGCACACUGCCAGGAAGCUGAGCAGGCCCGCAACGAGCUCACAGCCCAGCACCAGCGGCGCUUGGCAGCCGCCACACAAGAGAAGGACCAGGAGAUGGAGCGGCUCCAGGAGCUGCAGCGGGCGUCCAUCCUGGCGAUGCGCACGGACCACGAGGAGCAGCUGCAGCGGCUGAAGCUGCUAAAGGACCGAGAGAUCGAUGCCGUCACCAGCGCCACCUCCCACACGCGGUCCCUGAACGGCAUCAUCGAGCAGAUGGAGAAGUUCUCCAGCAGCCUCAACGAGCUCUCCUCGCGCGUGGAGGCCUCGCACGUCACCACCGCCCAGGAGCGGGAGCUGGGCAUACGGCAGCGGGAUGAGCAGCUCCGAGCACUGCAGGAGAGGCUGGGCCAGCAGCAGCGGGACAUGGAGGAAGAGCGGAGCCGGCUGCAGGAGGUCAUCGGGAAGAUGGAGGCGCGCCUCAACGAGCAGAGCCGGCUGCUGGAGCAGGAGCGCUGGCGGGUGAACGCCGAGCAUACCAAGGUGGAGUCCACGAAAUGUGCUCUGGAGGAGCAGAGGAAGGUCACGGCCCAGCAGAUGGCCAUGGAGCGGGAGGAGCUGGAGAGGGCCAAGAGUGCCUUGCUGGAGGAGCAGAAGUCUGUCAUGCACAAGUGUGGGGAGGAGCGGCGGCGCCUGGCGGCCGAGUGGGCCGAUUUCUACGCGCAGCAGAAGCUGAGUAAGGAGAGAGCAGAGCGCGAGGCGGAGCGGGCGAUGCAGGUGGACAGCCAGCGGGAGGGCACCCUCAUCAGCCUGGCCAAGGAGCAGGCAGAGCUCAAGAUCAAAGCGAGCGAGCUCCGGGCCAAAGAGGACCAGCUGGUGGCUGAAAGGGAGGCUCUGGAGCGGGAGCGGCAGGAACUACGGCUGGAGAAGGAGCGGGUCAGCGCCUUGGCCCAGCGCCUCCGGCUCCGCGCCCAGGAGGUGGAGGGCAUGAGCCAGGUGGCCUCAGAGAAGUACAAGGAGGGGGAGCAGGCGCUUCGGGAGGCCCGGCAGGUGCAGUCGGAGCAGCAGGCCCGGCUACAGCUGGUGCAGCAGCAGCAAGAGCAGCUACGGCAGCAGGAGCAGCACGUGCACCAGGAGCAUCUGAGUCUGGCCCAGCAGAGGAUCCAGCUGGACCGGGUCCGACAGAACCUGCCCUCCAGCCCCUUAGUGCUAUUCCCCAAGGCCCAGGGCCUGGCGGCUCCCAGCCUGAGUGCCGUCAUGGCUCCCGCUUCCGCCGCCCAGUGCAGCCAGCCUCCUGUCGGCCUGGGGCCCUCCAACCUCUAUGCCAAGCUGGUGCUGCUGAGGCACGCGGCGGAGCAGGAUCGUGACUUCCUGGAGAACGAGCAGUUCUUCCUGGACACGCUGAAGAAAGCCACCUACAACGUGACGUCCCACUCAGCCUGAGGGCCCCACCCUCCUCGCCAGAGGCCUCACACCCAAACUCCUCGCCAUCACCCCUGGCUGCAAUCCCCAGGAGGGGGUGCCCCGGGGAGGGCCAUGAGGCCUGAUUACAGCUCUUCCUGUGGACAGGGUGCCAGCGCCUUCUUCCCCAGCGCUCCAGCUAAGACAGACACACCCCCUGCCUCGAGGAUGUCACCCCAACACUGUCAGCCACAGCUUGGGUCUCCUGCCCCAAAAAUGCCCAGCUCAGAUCCUAAGGGUCUGACGGGACACCACAGGCCCUGCCCUCCUCCACAGGCAGAUGAACCUCUUCUGGGGUCCUCGCGAGGGAAGCUCCAAGCGGCCUCCUCCCCUCCCUUUCUGAGAGGCCGGAGACAAUGCCCAGUGCCUUCUAAAUAGGGACGCAGAGUCAACCUGCACAUCUGAAGGGCCGUUAGCCCCUGGCCCAGGGGUUGGGAGGUUGCAGGGCUGGUGUCUUGCUGCCUAGUCAGGUUUUACCUGCAGGCCAGACAUGCCCCGCCUCUCAGGCCGGCCUGCAUCCGGCCCCCAGCUGCCGCAGCAGGGGCACUGAUCUCAGCUCUUCUAAUAGGCUUCCCAGAGCCAGGAGUGGGGGACGGUGGGUGUCAGUGGGGUGUGGAGAGCGAUGGGGAGAGAAGGUUCCUCGCUGUGCUGUUUCCCGCCAUGAAGCCACCGCUGUGUGGGAGUGAAGAUGACAGCCAGAGCCUCUGGCCUGGGCCCACAGCGUGGGGGAGCCCCAGGCCCCGCCGUACCCAGCUGCUGCCCCGUGUCCUCCUCCACCUUGGGCAGAGUGCCAAGGCCAGCUGGAGGCGACCCAAGGACAGAGGGACUCCACUAAUAAAGUCAGUCACUUGCAAAGCAGCUUCUCUCAGCCAGUGACAUCCCCUAUCCGAGGAAAUGCGGGGUGCACAGAAGGCAGGGGGACAACGCUGGGCGGCAGGCUUGUGUCCCUGCUCUUUCAGACCAACAGUUUACAGCCUUUGCCUGGCCCGUUACAUUGCGAUGUUCUUAUUAACCGGGUUCUUACCUGUUGUCACGGCUCAUCAGAGUUUGCACUUACUGCUUAGAAGUGUCUGCUCUGCAGCCUUGCUAUUUGCUGGAAAGCUGGCAGGGCCACCCUGGCCACGCGCCCGCUGCCGCCACCCUGUGCUCCUCACCUGCUGACUGGGCUGUACCAGAAGAGGGUGAUCAUCACCCCUAUUUCACAGAUGAAGAGACAGAGGCCCCGGGAGGCUGAAUAACUUGCCUGAAGUGGCACAGCAAAGAGAGGGCCCGGGGCUGAGUUCUUGGGCAGAUUUCAAAGCCCAGCUCCCAGCCACACCUCAGGAGUAGCACAGCACUUGGGUGGACGGUGUCCGCGCUGCUAGGGGCUCGUCCCUCCCCAGGAGGAAGGCAGUGGUGCCCUUAAGAGCCUUGGCAGCCUGGCAUUUGAAGGCCUCCUCUGAACAUAUUCUGCAGAGAGGAGGCAGGGCCCUGAGGGUGGGGGGCCAACAGGUCACCUGAUGCAUGAGGGGGGCAGGUGCAGGGACAUCCGCAGGCCACAACUUGGUCUUCCAGAGCAGUGAGAUGAGUUUAGAG
Messenger RNA from Talpa occidentalis (Iberian mole), 5420 nucleotides. It is a transcript of the gene FBF1, whose product is annotated as Fas binding factor 1. Gene Ontology annotation, biological process: cilium assembly; establishment of epithelial cell polarity. NCBI's taxonomy places the organism in Eukaryota, Metazoa, Chordata, Mammalia, Eulipotyphla, Talpidae. The transcript has 30 exons. The record is from RefSeq and is a predicted model, not a curated record. The coding region runs from base 351 to 3827 and encodes 1158 amino acids. Gene Ontology annotation, cellular component: ciliary basal body; centriole; ciliary transition fiber.